Triplophysa rosa is the source of this 780-nucleotide messenger RNA. Its product is annotated as tryptophan--tRNA ligase-like. Gene Ontology annotation, biological process: tryptophanyl-tRNA aminoacylation. Bases 1 to 780 code for a protein of 259 amino acids. The record is from RefSeq and is a predicted model, not a curated record. Gene Ontology annotation, molecular function: tryptophan-tRNA ligase activity; ATP binding. Lineage: Eukaryota; Metazoa; Chordata; Actinopteri; Cypriniformes; Nemacheilidae. The transcript is spliced from 2 exons.
AUGUCAAAAGUAUUUUCAGCUAUACAGCCUACAGGGUUUUUACACAUAGGAAACUACCUUGGAGCACUAAAGGAAUUUUCCAAGUUACAAGAAAAAUACAGUGAAUGUUUUUACUGUGUAGCUGACUUACAUGCCAUAACCAUCAACCAGUGUCCAAAAAAAUUACAAGAAAGCAUAUUAUUUACUCUUGCAUCAUAUUUAGCGAGUGGAGUAGACCCAGAAAAAUCAACUUUAUUUAUUCAAAGCCAUGUACCAGAACAUUUAGAGCUAAGCUGGAUUUUAACCUGCAAUACCCCACUUGGAUGGCUAAACCGUAUGACACAAUUUAAAGACAAGUCAUGUGAAGAAAAUACUAUGACAGGAUUACUUAUUUAUCCUUGUUUAAUGGCUGCUGACAUUCUAAUAUAUAAAUCCAAUUUUGUUCCUGUAGGAAAUGAUCAAACCCAGCAUCUUGAAAUAACUUGUGACAUAGCAAAAAAAUUUAAUCAUGACUUCAAUUGCAAUUUCUUGACAAUACCAGAAAAAAUAACCACAAAACAUAGCAAUAGAAUUAUGUCUUUGAGGGAUGCAAGCAAGAAAAUGUCCAAAUCGGAAAUAUCUGAGUAUUCACGUAUUAAUUUAGUAGAUUCUGCUGAAGAAAUUUCGAACAAAAUCAAGAAAGCCAAAACAGAUGAAUUUACCUUUCCAGAAACAAUAGAGAAUGCUGAAAAUAGACCUGAAAUAAACAAUUUAAUAAACAUAUAUUCAUCAUUUAUUGAUCAAGACAAAAAUCUCUACUGA